UCGAGAGCGAAAAUACAAACCGAUAUUUAAAGUGAAUGUAGCCUUUAAUUCUCCAGGUAUUUCUCAAAUUCUACGGUUCGCGAAAAACAAAAACAAAAAAACAGAAAAAAAAAACCAAAAGAGUCGAGCCUCUACGCCGACAAGUUAAUCAUGAGAUGCGAGAUUUUCUUCGCCAGGAUGAAAUUCGUUUUGCUUUUGAAGCUACUAUUGGCGUUGUCGCUGAGCACAGAAGCGGAAAAGUACAAGCAAACCUCAAUAACCCAAUGUGAAAAGGGCGUUAUCAAAUUUGAUGGGGAAAAAGGGAACUUCACUAACCCCGGAGGAUACGGGGGUUAUCCCAACGAAUCGGAAUGCAGUUGGAUCAUAGAAGCAGAUUACAUCGCGACAGUUACGGUCACGUUCCAUGACUUUGACUUGGAGUUGAGUAAAAGAUGUAAACCCUAUGAUUUUGUCAGCGUAUCAGACAAAUGCAAUAAGUCACAAAAUUGGAAAAUGAUCGAAGACGUCGAAGGAUACUGCGGAAACACGACUACGUUUAAUAUCACAUCACGAUGUGAAAGAAUGAAAAUAGAUUUCAAGUCUGAUGAUUCUAUAACAGGGAGAGGAUUCAAUGCCACCUAUGUGAUUCAACCAAAACCAAAGGCACCGGAAAUGUUACCGUUCUGCCCUGAGGGAGAGAGAAAAUGCUCAACAAAGAAAGAGAAAGAAGAGUUUGAUACCGUGUUUUUGACUUGUCGAGCUUCUGCGUCUCCUCAGCCGGUCUUUAACUGGACGUACCUCGGUCUAAACGAAUCGAAUCCCGAGCAAACUCUAGACAAAGCCGGGAGGCGUAUUGAGGACUUUCGUAACGGAACUCUAAAGAUCAGCAACUUGAAUAGAAAUGACACUGGUUACUAUAAAUGCCACGCUGAUAACAAUGUUAAACCACCAAACAGUGCGGUAAUGUAUCUUCGCGUGAAAGAAAAAUGCAAAUGCCCCGCUGACCGAACGUAUCAGAGUGACUUUAAGUUCAUGCCCUUGAUUAGUUCACCUGGAGUAGCUUUCAUUGUUGUUGACGAUCCGCCAGGUACUUCUGCCAACGCGGUGUUCAACUCUGUGCUAUCUGGCUGGCCUGUGCUCCUUCUCACCAUGUUAAUGGCCUUACUGUCUGGUAUAAUCAUGUGGGGACUAGACACGUGGUAUAAUCCCGAUGAAUUUCCAAGGUCAUUUAUCAAAGGAAGCGGAGAAGGUUUUUGGUGGGCUUUUGUAACCAUGACGACCGUAGGUUAUGGUGAUCGAUCUCCUCGGGGUUUUGUGGCUCGCAUCUUUGCAAUUGUCUGGGUUUUAGUUGGCCUCGUUAUCACGUCCAUUUUCACUGGUGUUGUGACUACCUCCCUUACAGCCAUCACACUGAGUACUGACGUCAAACUCUAUGGAACUAAGAUUGCAGCAGUGGUUAACUCAACCGAGUACCGGCUUGGACUGAACAAAAAUGCUAAUAUGCGAGCUUUCGAAACAUUGCAGUCGAUUGUGGAACCUCUGAAGAAUCGAGAGAAUGGCUUGAAGGGUGUGUUAGUUGAUACGUACGUCGCUGGAGAAAUGAAAGAAUUUUCCAGUGAGGAGCUUCGUGUGAAUAAGAUCAUUGACCACAAUUCAUACUAUGGUGUGGUAUUCGGAGGGGGACGGCUAUCUGAAAAGAAUUUUCAACACUGCUUUGAGGAUUAUUUUCUGUCCAAACAAGCUCAUAUCUUUCAGGAAGUAAAGAAGCAUACGACUCCUAUGAAGGAACCAAAAGAAAGUGCAGCAGUGGAGCGAUCGUCUGGUUUGUUUGAUGCCAAAUCUCCCCUCUUUCAAAACGCCAUCUACUCAUGCAUUGGUAUGCUGCUGUUUUUCACUGCUUGUGGGAUCAUUUGGGAUUACGGGUACAUGAGACAUUGGAAGAAAAAGGCUGAGAUGGAUGAACUUGAGCUUCUUGGGGGGCCUGGGUACGAAAUGGCCAAAAGGAACUUGGACAUGAUGGACUCAUUGAUGCAGGAAGUUCAAGAGUUUUAUGACAACUGGACGAAGAGACUGGACGAAAUCACAGAAAAACACGACGAGGAACAGAGGUUGCAAAGUAAACUGAAGAAAUGAAAAUAAAUUACACUUCUUGUAGAAGAACGAAGUAAUUUCAAUGGGCUGAUAAAACGUCUAGCACAAAUGGUAGUAAAUUAAAUAAUAGUAAAAGAAUAGGAGACCAGUAAGUAGUCUUAGUAUACAAUUUCGUCAAUCAAUAUCGCACGUAGCAGAAUAUGUAAGAUUGGUUGAUCAAACUUGCAUUCAAAGACCACGUUUCUAUAAGGAACGAACGUUACAUACCUGUUUCAUUAAGAGUAAAACCUUAGCGGUGAGCUGGGACGAAUCUACUCGGUCGCGUUGAAAAAGUUUGCAGUUAAAGAGAGGUGGCUAUUGUUAAAUAUAGAUAUUAGAUGAAUUUUGAAAUUUGCAAGAUCUAUCGAGAGCAAUAGCGAUGGAAAAACUCCUUAAUUGGUUUUAGUACCCACCUAAUUAGUUUUAGUACCCACCUCAAUUACCAAAUGGUCUCUAGCUGAGAGAUAGAUCCAAAGUGCCCGGUGCGUUAUCACUGACUCUUCGGAGAUCUCUCAGUGACCAUGGCAAGUAUUUGACGAAAAACGUUUUCUCCGCCAAGGGAAGAUCGUUUGCUAGGAAAACUUUUGACAUGGUUUCACUCAUUGAUUCUCUUUCAAGCAUGAAUCCACUUGCACCGAAUAUUAAUGCCCACCGUGCCUCUUGUCAAAGAAAUGUUAACGAAACAGAAAGAUCAGUCUUCCACUAUCAGGUCUAAUUACAGUUGUGAUGUGAUUAUUAAGGUGAGUCGGAGUAAUCGCGGUCGAUUAAGAUGAAAAGUAUUGUAAUUAUACACAUAAAUUUUGGAUUGGCAUGGUCAGAGAAAUGUUGUAGAGGACGUGAGUUUACCACCACGUUCAUGAGGAAUCGAAAACUUCGAAACAGGCUCUUCGAUCAACAGAUACAUUCUAUUGACAUUCUCUUCAAUUUGCGCUGCUAUUCAACACAAACCGGGUUUUGUUCCUUACAAUAUUCAUCACGAAUGGUCUGAUCUUGACUCUGUGCUGAAUGUUCGAACAUUCUGGAUAAGCUUACUUGAUUUUAAGCUAUUGUAAUAGCAAGAAAAUCUGAUAGGUAAGACAAGACAUUUUUACUUUGUCCGAACAUAAUUCAAGUCUUACUUAAAAUGUAAGUAGUGACCCUAUCCAAAUUAAAAUCUGGCUAUAACAAACAUAGACAAACCUGUUUGUUAAAAAGUUGUAAAUCAGUGUGAAACACAGUUCGGUGGCGUUAAAUUUCGAUUGCGCCUCAAUUUCAAAAAUUUUAGCUUUUUGUUUUCCAGAGUAUCGAUUACAAUAAGAGAAUCUUGCUGGAUCCGUAAGCCACUAAAAAACCCACUAUUUUGAAUAAGUCCUCUGACAGUGUGCGUGAUUUUUUUCAUGGUGUGAGCAAUAAUUUUAGUAUCUUUUUAUACUACAGCUUUAUAUUUCCAUGUAUACUUUGUGUGUUAUCCAGUUUCAUUUUAUUUAGCUACAAGUACCGUUAAGCAGUUGUGAUUAAGGCAGAAGAUAGAUCAUCGAAUCGUUUCACCUUCUGUACAUCUCGAAUAAAAACGAAUUUAGAUAAUCUUUAUACAUUUUAUAGAAAUGGGCACACAUCCAAGCGUAGUUAAGAUAGAUGUCUGGAUAGGAGAGCCGGAAAAAGGCCGAGAUGAAAAAAAAAACAACGCUGUAGAUUAUAUAUGUCGGAAGCACCCUGACAGCUCAAUCAUUUGCGUCCAUUUGCUCGUACUGUGACUGAAUGAAUUAAUGUAAACUUGGUCAGUUUCUCAAAAGAGCUGAAUGUAAUUGCCUCUUACAGGGGCAGACUACACGAAAAUCUGUUGGGUUUCCAAACCUACGAUCUCUAAUAUGAUGGGUAGAGCAGUUAUCAAUUGAGUUUGGAAAGUGGAUUCUGGAUUGCUUUGGUUUUUUGCUUCACUUCUCUCUGUGAUUGGUCCAUAUAACUUGAACCAAUAUCUGAAAAGGAAAACUAAAAGCAAUCCCGACCUGCUCACUUACGUUUUCCCGCACUUCAAUCAGGUUGUCUGUUUUCACUUUGAGCUCUCAUUGGUUGACGAUGAUGUUAACCUUUGCAAUGUUCUUACUGGUAGUUUUCAUUACUUUGGUUUUGGUUUGUCGGCUCUCAAUUGAAAAUGACUCUAAUAAUAGUAAACGAGUAGCAUAAGGAUACAGCCACUCGUCAGUUUCGUCAAUUCCAAAGGCUGAACUUAAUUCUUGUAAACCCUCAUUUCAUAGAACCGUUAUCUCGUAUUAGCAACGCUAUGAAAUGUCAAUAUGUAAAUCAGUUUCGCUUGGAAACAAUAAGCACAGCUUUUUAAAUAAAGAGAUCUGUACGCGGAAA
Stylophora pistillata is the source of this 4449-nucleotide messenger RNA. RefSeq lists its product as uncharacterized. The record is from RefSeq and is a predicted model, not a curated record. NCBI's taxonomy places the organism in Eukaryota, Metazoa, Cnidaria, Anthozoa, Scleractinia, Pocilloporidae.